AUGCCAUCACCAAACAAUCCACAAUGGUGUGUUGAUAGUGAUGAACUCAUGAGUCGUUUCGCUUUCUUUGGUUUAGCCUGUCAUCAUACUCGAAAGCUCGAUUCUGGUAUGGAAAGUAUAGAAUUACAUACGGCGACUCUUACACAUUCAAUACUUAGAUCUGCUCACUACGUAAGGGAUAUGACUGCUCUAUCAUUAUUUGCUAUUCGGGCUCCAUUUGAUCGGUACGGUGCUGCAGCCUAUUUCGAUCGUAAACGGCGUUUAAUUGGUAUUUAUCUAUCUCAUCAUGAUGAAUUAGUCAUGCCUCUGAGCAACUCAUGUGGCCUUGACAACGAUUGA
Adineta steineri is the source of this 339-nucleotide messenger RNA. Lineage: Eukaryota; Metazoa; Rotifera; Eurotatoria; Adinetida; Adinetidae. The record is from the annotation of a GenBank genome assembly.